AUGGCGGGACGUGGCAUCCGGCAGUGCCUGCAUGACAUCACCGCCUAUCUGAUAGUGCUCAUCGGCGUCGCAACCCUCGCGUCGCUGCAGUUUGGCUUUCAUCUCGCCGAGCUCAAUGCACCUCAAGAUGUCAUCACCUGUCAGAAAAAGUCCAUCUCCACUGCCUCUCGCGUUGCCGGCUGGAUCAAAGAGACUGCGGGCAAGACCGAGGGGUCCUCCGGCUGGCUACCAGACUGUAUCCCCAUGAGUGAAGCUGCCUUUGCUACAGUCUCUUCAAUCUUCACCGUCGGAGGACUUGCUGGCGCCCUGGCGGCUGGGCCAUUCGCCUCCAAGCGCGGGCGACUACCAGCAAUGAGAACGACGGCUCUGCUGUACAUGGUGGGAGCUGCGCUCGAGGCCUUGGCCGGCAGCGUCUUCGCCAUGUCUGCAGGCCGUCUUAUUUCGGGCCUUGGAGCUGGAGCUUCCACGGUCAUCGUGCCUCUCUAUAUCAGCGAAAUGUCUCCUCCCGACGAGCGAGGGCUAUUCGGCGCCAUGACUCAAGUCUCUAUCAAUGUUGGCAUCAUCCUCACGCAAACCUUGGGGUACUUCUUGAGCUACGGCCAUGCUUGGAGAUGGGUUCUUGGUAUCGGCGUUUGCAUAGCCACGGCACAGUUUUUUGGCCUAUUCGUGGUUCCCGAAAGCCCUGCUUGGCUCGCUGCACACGGGGAUCCCACCAAGGCGAAGAGGACACUGCAGCGCAUCAGAGGUAGCGGUUUUGAUAUCCACCAAGAAACUUCCCAUUGGGGCGCCGCCGCCGCCGACGCCGCAUCUACUCAAGAGGCCGAGGAGGAAGGUCUCUUGGGCCAGACCGAUGGAACCGCGCCACCGUCUCCUACCGCCCCUGGCUCAAGGCGGCACAUGGGCUUCAUGGAGGUUGUGAAGGACAUAAACACACGGCCUGCCAUUAUUGCCGUGGUCGGAAUCAUGGUGACGCAGCAAUUUUGCGGCAUCAACUCCAUCAUCAUGUAUUCUGUUUCCCUCCUCGCCGAUUUGCUUCCGGUAUCUUCGGGGAAGCUAACCAUUAUCAUCUCGGCUGUCAAUCUCGGCAUGACCAUCGCGUGUGCCCCGUUGCCGGAUCGUCUGGGCCGCAAGACGUCGUUGCUCAUCUCCAUUAUCGGACAAGGUUCGAGCUCACUCAUCUUGGCGCUCUCCAUCGUGUUUGGCGCCAAGGUCCUAUCAGCAUUUGCCGUGCUUGCCUUUGUAGCCUUCUUCGCAGUCGGCCUUGGCCCGGUACCCUUCAUCAUGGCAUCGGAGCUUGUGGGACAGGAGGCUGUUGGAGCAACUCAAAGCUGGAGCCUGGCCGCCAAUUACAUGGCAACAUUUAUCGUUGCCCAAUUCUUUCCCAUUGUCAACACCGCACUGAACCGGGCCUUUGGUGGAGCUGGCUGGGUAUAUUUCCUCUUUGCUGGGCUUGCUGCGCUGGGUGCCAUGUUUGUCGGAGCUCGGGUACCUGAGACGAGGGGAAAGAAGGAUGCGGAUGAGGUUUGGGGACGAACGCGCCGUUUGGAUUGA
Molecule: messenger RNA, 1551 nt
Organism: Metarhizium album ARSEF 1941
Lineage: Eukaryota; Fungi; Ascomycota; Sordariomycetes; Hypocreales; Clavicipitaceae
Product: General substrate transporter
Exons: 2
Coding region: 1-1551 (516 amino acids)
Biological process (GO): monosaccharide transmembrane transport
Cellular component (GO): membrane
Molecular function (GO): hexose transmembrane transporter activity
Source: RefSeq, a predicted model, not a curated record